GCUUUGUCUCUGUGAUCCAUCUCGUGACAGAGGGGAUGGAUUUAACACUUAGACCACCCCAGAGUAUCUCUACUUUAAACUUACAGAUUGAACAGACCCCACUCCACAAACACAUUCACGCUGACAACAUCUUGACCACCUUAAAACCAUCAUGACUGCUGUUUCGCUACUGGUGCUGCUGGCGUCUUUUAUUGCCGCUGUUGCUGCAUAUCGCUUCUACAUAACUUAUGCGCUACAACUCACCGCUCAACAGCAUGGAUGCCAGCCCGCCGCCCGCUACAAGCACAAGGACCCCGUAUUCGGCCUGGAUAUCUUCCUGCGAACCGGAGACGCUAUCGGCAAGAACAAGUUUCUGGUUGAACACCAACGGCGAUACGAUACAUAUGGCCAUACUUUCGAAGCCCUGAACUUCGGUUCACGUGCCGUGUACUCAGUCCACCCAGAAAACGUACGGGCGGUCUUCUCUAAAAACGCUGCAGACUGGGGCGUCCAACCUUUGCGACUACACAACAUGAGACCAUUCUGUGGCACGGGGUUCAUCACGACUGACGGCUCUGACUGGAAGGCCUCUCACAAUCUGCUCAAGCCCGGCUUCCACAGGUCCCAUAUUUCGGAUUUCGGACCCCUCGAAGAGCACCUUCGUAUCCUCCUAGAACAGGUCCCAAAGGACGGCACCAAGUUUGAUCUACAGCCAUAUCUCCUGAGGAUGUAUCUCGAUUUGAACACGCUCUUUCUGUUCGGAGAGCCUAUUGGAAUGCUUUCAGGCACUCCCCCAUCGCAUGCAGAGGGCUUUCUAGAUGCAUUCCAGGCUGGCUUUAAUGGUUGCGGAAUACGCAUCGCCCUGGGACCUCUGAACUUCUUGAUGCCAAAGGGUGCCUGGCUCAAGGCAUGCGCCAAGGUUCAUAAAUUCGCCGAUGUAUAUGUCGACAGAGCUAUUGAAUACCGUAACAAGAUCGACUCACUCGAACAUAGCCAAGACGCAACAAAGAGACGUACUCUACUUUUCAACAUGGCACGAGCAACGGCUGAUAGGACUGUUCUGCGGAACCAGGCAGUGCAGGCCAUGAUGGCAGCAACCGAAACAACUGCUUCUCUGGUCAGCCAUGUCAUCCGGAACUUGGCCAGCAGCCCUAGAAUAGCUGCCCAAGUGCGAGCUGAAGUUCUGGCCGCAGGCGACAAGCCCCUGGAUUUCGACCAGCUGCCGCAGUUCAAGUCCUUGCAACACGUUAUCACUGAGACUCUUCGUCUGUACCCUGUAUUUCCGCAGAACAAUCGCGUUGCCUUGAAGGAUACAAUUCUACCUGCCGGAGGAGGCUCUGAUGGUACUGCUCCAGUGUUCGCGCCAGCCGGCACUCUAUUCGACACCUGCUUCGCCACGCUCCACCGCGAUCCGAGCAUCUGGGGCCCAAAUGCCAAUGAGUUUUGUCCAUCUCGCUGGGAAAACAAUUACAGUCCUCCCCCGUUCACAUUCAUGCCAUUUGGAGCGGGGCCUCGGCAGUGCCUGGCACAGCAAAAGGCGACUAUGGAGGUCUCAUAUAUAGUAUCAAGGAUGUUGCAGGAGUUUAGCGACAUCAAGAGCGAGGAUGACAAGCCCUAUGAGCCACAGGUAGCUCUAACAGCAAAGAGCGCUCACGGGUGUCCUGUAUCGCUCACCCGAGCGACAGGGUAAAUCACACAAUGUGAUGGGGCUGGAAGCCUGUGUCCACUAGUAACUAGUGGGUCUUCGGAACGGUCAGAUACUUGAAGUUACAUGAAAUAUGAAUCUGGUCAUAUUAAA
This is a messenger RNA of Diaporthe batatas, 1777 nucleotides long. RefSeq lists its product as uncharacterized. The transcript is spliced from 3 exons. Gene Ontology annotation, molecular function: heme binding; oxidoreductase activity, acting on paired donors, with incorporation or reduction of molecular oxygen, reduced flavin or flavoprotein as one donor, and incorporation of one atom of oxygen; iron ion binding. The record is from RefSeq and is a predicted model, not a curated record. Lineage: Eukaryota; Fungi; Ascomycota; Sordariomycetes; Diaporthales; Diaporthaceae. The coding region runs from base 152 to 1669 and encodes 505 amino acids.